Messenger RNA from Rotaria sp. Silwood1, 2794 nucleotides. NCBI's taxonomy places the organism in Eukaryota, Metazoa, Rotifera, Eurotatoria, Philodinida, Philodinidae. The record is from the annotation of a GenBank genome assembly.
AUGAUCGAUGAAACUGGUUCUAUGAAUUUAUCAUUAUCAUCAGGUCAUCCACGUACAGCUCCAACUAAAGCUGCUAUCAAAAAAUCCAACCAGAAACUACAGUAAAAUAAGGUAUCAACUAGAAAACUUGUACUUGAACUAGAUAUAUCUCAAACAAGUGCUCAAAGAAUUCUUUGCGAUGAUCUGGGCUGUCAAUUGUAUAAAGAUUUGGUCGAAGCAGCACUUACCCAGAAACACAAAGAAAAUAGAAAAAGUUUGCUCACUGGAUACGAAAGCAGGAAACACUGAAAAUUCUGUUUUCUGACGAAAAGUUGUUGAACAUUGAUGGAGUUUACAAUACCCAAAACGAUCGUAUUUGGGCUAUAAAUCGUGAUGAAGCUAAUAAGAAAGGUGGUAUUCAUGAGAAAAAAUAUUUCCUCAGAAAGUCAUGGUUUGGCUUGAUGUUUCUUCAAAAGGUGUAUCUCCAUUGGCGAUAAUUGAUCAAGGUACAAUCGACCUUGACGAUACAUUAAAGAGGUGCUUCCUGUGGCACUUAAAUAUGGAAAUCACGAUUUCGGGAAUGACUGGACAUUCUAACAAGACGGUGCUAAACCCCAUAUUCAUCGUUUAAUACAACAAUGGUGUCAUGACAAUGUUCCAGCAUUUAUCGAUAAAGAUCAUUGACCACCUAAUAGUCCUGAUCUCAAUCCAUUGGACUACUGUAUUUGGGAUGAAUUUGUGAGUGUCAUCAACUGGAAUAAAGUGACAUCUAAAGCAACAAUGAUCCAAGAGUUAGAAAAAGCAGUGAAAAAAAUUCGAAAAGAUAUUGUGUUUGAAAGUUGUACUUCUUGGACGAAUCGAUUGUAUCGUAUAUCACAAAAUGAUGGAGAUUAUUUAAGAUAAUAAAACUAUCUAGAUUUUGUAGAGAAUUUAACGAGGAAUCUUUUGCUAAAAAAUGUUUUUCUUAAACACUGAAAUAUAAGUGAACUAUAUGGAAAAUGCUGAGAGGCUCAUUCAUUAUGACUCAUCCGCUAGUUUCAAGUUUAAAAUAUACACCGUAAUGUCAAACUUGAAACUCGCAUUGAAGUAUUCAACUAUCAUCUCAACGACUCAAGCAUUCAGUUCAGCUAUUCAAGUAUUCCACUAUUCUCCACUCACAUCGAGAGAAACGUGGUGUCAGUCAUUCCUUCCAUUCCCCUCCACACGAAGUCUUGAACUGAAUAGUUGAAAACUUUAUUUCAAGUUUGACAUAUAUGAGAAAAUUGUUGCUGCUGUGUUUUUUCUUACAAAUAAAAUUUUCUACGAGAGCUGAUUACCAUGGCAACUUCCGGCCAGUUAAAGUCUAUUGUUCGGAUGAACCUUAUAAAUAUAACUACUUAAGAUUCAAUCAUACAAUUUACAUCAAUAAUCAACUGCAGUGAGAAUGGGAACCACUUUCUUCUCUCUGGCUGUUAUCGCAUUUGUUUUCAGUAAGUAAAAUUGCAUCGAUUUCGACACAUAACGGUUCAUUUUAGUGAUCACUAAGGUUGGCAGUCUCACAUGUUAUAAUUGUCAAAGUAUAUCGGUUGGUUGUGCUGAUCCUUUCUCAGCUAAUUCAUCUCUUGUUACUACCUUAAGCAUGGCCCCUGAUUCUUACUAUUCGUGCGCUGUAAGCUAUGUUGAUUGUUGAUACUUUUGUCUCAGAUAAUGUUGUUCUUUCUAUUAACAGAAAGCCGUCGCAGUGAGCAAUGGUCUGUCACUCACAACACGUUCCAUUAUAAGGAGAUAUAUAUGUGACAUUUCUCCAAAUGAUACCACCAAUGUCCAAGUAGUAUACUUUUCGUGUUGUAAUACCGAUUAUUGCAAUUCCGGACUGCGAAUUAAGGGCAUAUCACUGACAGUCGUCAUCGUUACUAUUAUAGCUGGGAUUAUCACCAACAGAUAAAAAACUUACAGUUACAAAACAACUUUCAACCUUUCUAUUUUUGUUCAUUCCAACAUAUUCAUGAAAUAACAUAAAAAUAAGAAUUAGUAGAUAGUUGCAUUUUGACAGCGACGCGUUACAACCUGAUCCCAAUCAUCAUCGAGGGUGUGGGUGUGAGUGUGAUCGGGUUAAGCUGUGGAUUUAAAUCUUCUCUUGGCCCACACCAACACGUUACCCGUUACUCGGUAGCCGUGGUAACGGUAAGGUAAGUGUCUUCCGUAACCAAGCAUUCUUGAGUCCUGAAGUCCUACUAUUCGGGGGACCCUUUGGUACUCAAGUCCUAAUAUGGGGGAGGUACCCUUAUGUCUUCAAUUCCUACUGUUAGAGGGUACUCUCGGGUCCUCAAUUUCUACUAUUGGGACAUACCCUUGGGUCCUCAACUUUACCAUUCAUGGUACCCUCAAGUCCUCGCUUCCUGCAAUAGGGGCUACCCAUCGGUCUUCAACAGCUACAUGGUGUACGAGAGGAAAGCAUACAUCUCCUGAAACAUGACUGGUGAGAAAAUGGGUUAUCUGCUUCCACAGUUUAUUUAUCGGUGGCAUAAAGCUCGGAGUCCUUCAAAUACACAUUUUAAUCGAUAGAACGUCCGAGAAAACCCUUGCAUUGACGCGAACAUCACUUAUGAUUGUCACCAUACAACGAAUGGAAAGUGGGUUGUGGGGGUGGGGGUGAGUGUGGGGGCGGGUGUGCGCAGGUAUGGGUGUAGGUGUACUACGUGUGAAUACAAAACACGUAGUCCCACCCCACACCCCAGCCACAGCCACAGCCACACCCACACACGCCACACCCACACCUACACCAACACCCACACCCACCCACACCCACCCACACCCACACCCACCCACACCCACA